Messenger RNA from Camelina sativa (false flax), 976 nucleotides. RefSeq names its product putative F-box/FBD/LRR-repeat protein At4g13965. Lineage: Eukaryota; Viridiplantae; Streptophyta; Magnoliopsida; Brassicales; Brassicaceae. Gene Ontology annotation, molecular function: protein binding. The record is from RefSeq and is a predicted model, not a curated record.
AGGAUCUUCUCUUCCUCCGCAGCUUCCUCCCUCCUCCGAAGCCCUAGCGUCGACCAUCAUAGUUCGAUCAGCAUUAGUGUAUCUAACAAGCAACGCUGCUCUCAUCUCUUCAAUGAAACGACGUGUUAAAAGUAAGAGUAAACGAGCUGUUGUGAAGGAGGACAGACUUACUCAACUUCCUGAAGCUCUGAUUGUGCAAAUACUGUCUCUGCUUCCAACAAAAGAUGCCGUAGCCACUACUGCUCUGUCUAAACAAUGGCACUCUCACUGGAAGAAGGUACCUGUCCUCAUGUUUGAUUCUUGCGAUCACAAACGUAAACUCGGGAAUUUUUCAAAGGAUGUUUGCAAAUCUCUGCUAUCACAUAAAGCUCCAGUGCUACAAAGUUUACAUCUUGAAGUUGAUUUGGAUACAUGUACUGCCAUGGAUAUUGGGAUAUUGCUUGGAAUCGCAUUCGGACGCGAUGUGCGUAAGCUCUUACUUGACGUGUACCCCAAGAUUAGGAGGAAGAAUACUAGGCCAUUCAGUUUCCUUCCGACCUUGUUGUAUACAUGUAAAACACUAGAGACCUUGAUACUUAGGUUUCAUGCCCUUGUCGAUGUCUCUUCUCAGAUUUGUCUCAAGUCCCUCAAGACUCUGCAUCUUGAUUAUAUGUAUUACAAAGACGACAAAUCAGUGCGUAACCUGUUAUCUGGCUGCCCUUGUCUUGAAACUCUGGUCGUGAGACGAGCUGCUUGUGGCGAUGGUAUCAAAUCUUUCGCUAUUGAGGUGCCAUCUUUGCAGAGUCUAUCAGUUCAUGAUGAAAAUGACGGAGUAGACCAUUGGGAAUACGUGAUUAAUGCUCCUUCUUUGAAAUCCUUGCACAUUGAUUUGGAGAAGGGUCCUGAAGUUUGUCUAAGUGAGACUUCUCUGAAGCUGGUAGAGGCGAAAAUUUCAUGUGAAACAAUCAGUGAGAAGCUUUUGGGAUCUCUAACUUAA